Messenger RNA from Pristis pectinata (smalltooth sawfish), 2437 nucleotides. Its product is annotated as caspase activity and apoptosis inhibitor 1. Bases 44 to 940 code for a protein of 298 amino acids. The transcript is spliced from 6 exons. NCBI's taxonomy places the organism in Eukaryota, Metazoa, Chordata, Chondrichthyes, Rhinopristiformes, Pristidae. The record is from RefSeq and is a predicted model, not a curated record.
CGAUGGGCCGGGCAUUUCCGGCGGUUGGUCCGGGGGCCCGGCGAUGGCGGGCAAGAGGUCGGGCAAGGACAAGAAGCGGAAGCGGAGUCACGGUGAAGAGAGUCACGGCGAGAGGAAACGCCUCAACUCGGACUCGAGCGCCGUCGAGGCAGGAAAAAUUGCCUCAGAAAAAGAAACAACCAAUGAGCCUAGUGACUUGGAAGAAGGGGGACUCGACCUCAGUAUUGCCUUGAAACCAAUCAGUUCAUAUAUCUCUGACAGAAAAGAAAUGCUUGAACAGUGCUUCAGAGUUAUAGGGGAAAAGAAACUCCAGAAGAUGCUCCCAGAUAUUUUGAAGCAGAGCUGCUCUGUAGAAGAAAUUAAGUCACUAUGCUUGGAGCAACUGACACUUUUAUCCGAUAAGAAACUUCUGCAAAUUAUUGAGGGUGAUGACCUAGGAUCAUCUGAUACUGAGGAGGAAGCAGUAGAGAAUGAUAGGUACAAGAAGAAGUUGGAAACAGAAAGCCAACAAGACAAUAAUGUAGACUCCACAUCUUCCUAUAAAGAAUACAAUGAACAAGAAGCACCUGGAUUGACGCAUGCAGGUGGAGCUUCUGGAGAUGAAAGUGAUGCCCUUAGCAUAAAUGCUGAAGCAUAUGAUAGUGACAUAGAGCAAAACUGCAAUGAACAAGAAGACAGUACAGAUGUGGUACUCCAGAGAUGCGCACCAACACAUGUUGGUGUUGAAGAUGAGAUUCAAAAGGACAUUGAGAAGAGUGUAAAUGAGAUUCUAGGUUUGUCAGGCUCUACCACAGGGAGAGAUCAAUCAGCUGCUACCCCCAGUGCUGAUGGAGAUGGUCUUCAACCUUCAGCACAGCAACUGGAGCUGCUUGAGUUGGAAAUGCGAGCCAGGGCAAUCAAGGCUCUCAUGAGAGCCGGAGAUAUCAAAACACAGACUUAACCGCUGUAACAAACUUAGUUGUGAAACUUGAGAAGUUACAAACUGUCAUAAGCUAACACUACAGGCCAGAUAGAAGACCUGAAAACUCUGCUUUCUUCCCACACUUGCCUUUGUUCUUCUUUCUCUCAAAUUCCAAAUGUACUUCUGUGCUGGAAAUAUUUUUUGACAUUGUCUCUAAAAUCUCCUAUUGAACUCCCUUUGCUAUUGAUAUUUGUCAUUGGAAAUACCUAGUAAAAGCAUUGUGCUAUGAAAGCAGGUAAGAUAUUUAAAUGUGUAAUCAGUACUCAUGAAAAUAGUACAUAAUAAGUAAUUGUACUCUGGAUGGCCUGACAGUGAAAUGGUAAGUGUCCACCUCAUUCAGUCCACUGUUUACAUAUAGUACUGGUUUGGAUGUGGCACGUUUGUUACACGCUACUGACAGAAAACAUGCUCAUUUUGUCCUCUGAGCAGUUUCACCAGUUAACUGGGGAGUCCACACUUUGAAGAGAAAUGUUGAGUGGUGGAGAGAAUUUCAUCUCUAUGUAUUUUAUACCUUAUAAUGCUGAGCACUAUUACAAAAUUCAAUGAUUUUGAAUGACAUUAUUUGUUUGUACAAAUCUGAGCUAUGGUUGUAGUGAUAGGCUGUCAAACAUGAGAGGUUUUUUUUCCCCAGAAGAUAAAUUCAAAUUGGGCUGCCACUGUAGUUUAAAAAAAAUCUAAAUUGCACAUAUUUGAAUAGGGUUAUCACUGAAGAAAUCAGUCACAUCCCUUGAACAAGGAAUUGUUCUGAAUGCAAAAUAUCUGGUUUAUUAUGUACACAAAGAAAUUUUUGUAUGACAGACAUUUUUAUUACUGUUAAAACUUGAGAACGUUAACUAAACUUAAUAAGUUCAAGACCAUGUUUCAAUUACCUGUUUAGGUUAACUUUGAAGUGUGAAGUCAUUGCAUGCAGACUUUGCUUGUUGUCGAGUAUGAGAAAACCAUUUAUUGAAUGACAAUUUGAAAAGAACAUCCGUUUUAAUUAGAAUAAAAGGAAACCAUUAUAGUUUUGUUGAAAACUGUUUUCAAAAUGAGCUCUUGAAAACAAAAUUGCAAGGAGUUCAUCAAAUUGGUUAAACCAAAAGCAUGUUAUUUGUAUGCAAUAACACAAGAUUGCAAUAUUUUUAUGUCCUAUCUUGCAGUCAGUCGGUUGUUUGUAUUACCUGUUUUGUAAAAUUUAAAUGUUUUCUGGAUUAUUCAUUGAAAACAAGUUAAUUGUUUUUAAUUUUUGGGUGAACAGACAGUUUGCUACUUUGCAGGCUACAUCUGCUGAAAUGUGUUCCUUUGAGGAGACUGAAUCAGAAUUUUCUCUGAAAGUAACAAGUAUAUGGAAAUUGGACGGAAGGAUUAUGCCAUGUACUACUAAAUAUUUGAGAAUACUUCUGGAAAGCAGAAUGGCAUGUUCUACUGUAAAACUAUGAGAUCGAUGGCUCACUUGUCUGGAUUUAAAUGCAAUUAAACCCCAAUGUGGUAUAGAAA